AUGAGCUGGAGGGUAGUGACAUUAAGGCGCUCACUCUGGUUCUCUCUUGUGGGUGUGUCCUUUCUGCUGCUGCUGCUGCUGCUGCUGCUGCUGCUUCCCCUGCUGCUGCUGCUGCUGCUUUCCCUGCUGCUGCUGCUGCUGCUGCUGCUGCUGCUGCUUCCCCUGCUGCUGCUGCUGCUGCUGCUGCUGCUGCUGCUUCCCCUGCUGCUGCUGCUGCUGCUUUCCCUGCUGCUGCUGCUGCUGCUGCUGCUGCUGCUGCUGCUUCCCCUGCUGCUGCUGCUUCCCCUGCUGCUGCUGCUGCUGCUUCCCCUGCUGCUGCUGCUGCUGCUGCUGCUUCCCCUGCUGCUGCUGCUGCUGCUGCUGCUGCUUCCCCUGCUGCUGCUGCUGCUGCUGCUGCUGCUGCUGCUGCUGCUGCUGCUGCUGCUGCUGCUGCUGCUGCUUCCCCUGCUGCUACUGCUGCUGCUGCUUCCCCUGCUGCUUCCCCUGCUGUAUCUGACCAGGUACGAGCUGCUGCACUCCUGGGAUGUUGAUGUUUAG
Molecule: messenger RNA, 537 nt
Organism: Knipowitschia caucasica
Lineage: Eukaryota; Metazoa; Chordata; Actinopteri; Gobiiformes; Gobiidae
Source: the annotation of a GenBank genome assembly